This is a messenger RNA of Drosophila gunungcola (fruit fly), 1123 nucleotides long. It is a transcript of the gene Coq5, whose product is annotated as 2-methoxy-6-polyprenyl-1,4-benzoquinol methylase, mitochondrial. The coding region runs from base 77 to 994 and encodes 305 amino acids. The record is from RefSeq and is a predicted model, not a curated record. NCBI's taxonomy places the organism in Eukaryota, Metazoa, Arthropoda, Insecta, Diptera, Drosophilidae. The transcript has 3 exons. Gene Ontology annotation, molecular function: methyltransferase activity. Gene Ontology annotation, biological process: ubiquinone biosynthetic process.
GCAGAAGUUCCAUCCCUAACCGGCUGUUUCGUGUUUUUGAUAUUUCAUAAUAUAAUAUUAAGAAAAAAACGACGCAAUGCAGGGCACAAGGAGCACCCGCCUGCUGUCCCUGGCCAGGAGGUUCGUCCACAUCCGGACGGCGGCGCAAUCAGCCCGAACAACCACAGGAUCAGGGGCGGAGAGGACUAAAGGUGCGGAAUCCACGGCCGGAGCGGAGCAAACCACGCAUUUCGGCUUCCAAACGGUCAGGGAAAGCGAAAAGGAGCAAAAGGUGCACGAGGUCUUCGAACAGGUGGCCAACUCAUAUGACAUGAUGAACGACGCCAUGUCCCUGGGCAUCCAUCGCGUGUGGAAGGAUGUGUUCGUGGAGCGACUGGGUCCGCAGCAUGGGAUGCGCCUCCUGGACAUGGCCGGCGGCACCGGGGACAUCGCCUUCCGCUACCUGCGCUACCUGGCCAACCAGCCCAAUCCCCAGCAGCGCCCCAGCCAUGUCACCGUCUCGGACAUCAACCAGCACAUGCUGGACGUCGGCGAGGAGCGGGCCAAGCGGCUGGGCCUCACCACCGACCGGCUGCCCAACUCCUCCGUCGCCUGGCAGUGCGCCGAUGCCGAGAAGCUGCCCUUCCAGGACGACAGCUUCAGCGCCUACACCAUCGCCUUCGGAAUCAGGAACUGCACGCAUGUGGACAAGGUUCUUGCCGAGGCGUAUCGAGUGCUGCAGCCGGGCGGACGCUUCAUGUGCCUGGAGUUCAGCCACCUGACCAACGAGACGAUGCAGUGGCUGUACGACCAGUACUCCUUCCAGGUGAUCCCGCCGAUGGGCCAGCUGCUGGCCGGCCAGUGGCAGGCGUACCAGUACCUGGUGGAGAGCAUCCGGCGGUUCCCCAAGCAGGAGCACUUCAAGCGGAUGAUCGAGCAGGCGGGCUUCGACCAGGUGUCCUACGAGAACCUCACCUUUGGCGUCGUCAGCAUUCACUCCGGCUUCAAGCUGUGAGACGGGAUUGGAUUGCCUUGCCCUCUGUUGUAAGCGAUUUAGGAACACCUCCUCCCCUUGUCUUUUCACCAUUUCCCAUGCUGCGCACGUCGAGCAGCAGGUCAUAAAGCAUCGAAUUGAACAAGCUAC